AUGCCCAUCCGAGUGGCUGUCUCUGAUCUCUGGAACGACCGUGUUCUCGACCAAGAGCCUACCUAUUCUACCAGAUCGCGAGCCAUGGCGGAAGUUCAGUUUUCAACCCUCGGUUGGUUCUACAUUGGACUGACGGCGGCCAUCACCGUGCUCCUGUUAUGGGGCAUGGUGUUCCUGCACCGUCACCGCCGCCUCCCGUUCCUGCAGAUUCGUAGGCUCCCGGUCGUGUUCGCCGCCGUCAUCAACCUCCAUCUCUAUGCCGCCGUCUGCAUGACCGGCUACACCAUCGGCCCCGUGGUGCCCUGCGAUGCUCAGUUCUGGGUCAUGAGCAUCUACCUCCCGCUGGGCAUGGCACUCCUGCAGGCUGCCAACAGUCAGUUCUUGUACGUGGCCAGCCAGCAGCGCAAGUUUGCCCGGUUCAACAACCUGGAGGACUAUACCACGUUCGAGAAAUGCCGCCCCGUCGACACUUCAUUGCCGUGGUGGAAGCAGCAGAUCGACAGAGUCAAGCGGAUGGACAAGAUGACACGGGUUCUGGUCUACAUCGGGAUUGGUAUGACUAUUGAGCUAAUUCUUACCCUCAUUGUGUACUUUGGAAGCGAGAUGUUCCACCCCGGCUACGGAUUCUUCAACGUCAAGGUGCCAGGCACCGAACAGCAGCGAGCAACACUGUGUUUCCAAGGAUGGGAGUGGUGGUUGUCGAUUGCCUGGCAAUUCUUCUGGGCUUGGAUCUACGCCCCUUACAUGCUCUGGAAGACUCGCAACAUCCACGAUACCCACGGCUGGCGCAUCACCACCAUCUGGUGCUGCAUCGCCGGCCUUCCUGCCUCGCCGCUGUGGCUUGCCGGUCUAUAUUCUCCUGCCUUUACUCCUGUAAACAUGAAGAUGAUUCCACCCCAAUGGUUCUCCAUCUCCAUCUUCUUGAUUGAAAUCGCUGUCAUUGGGUUCCCAUGCUUGCAAGUCAUCAAGACACACAACCUCAAGCAGGAGACCCUCGAUGCCAUCGCAGCGUGGGAGAAGCGACAGCAGGGUGGAAAUGUCAACCCGGAGAAGAUCUCGACAAAGAGCUCCGGGUUCACGUCAACCUUGGCCGGAUCUUUCAUCACUGGCAAGAGUGGCAAAUCCAAUGCGUCUAGCACUGCUUCCCGCGACUCGACCCUCACCAUGGCUGCUCUCGAGAACGUACUCAAGAACAACCCGCAGCCGCUCCUAGAGUUUGCCGCCCUCAAGGAUUUCUCCGGAGAGAACAUCAGCUUCCUCUCGCACGUCUCGGACUGGAAACGCUCGUGCGCCCUGUCCAAGGACGAGCCGGGCGACCGCUACGAGCAGUUCAUCAGCGCGGUCCGCAUCUACUCGCACUUCGUCAGCCUGGAAUACUCCGAGUUCCCCGUCAACAUCUCGUCGCGCACGGGCAAGGCGCUGCACCAGACGUUCGACAAGGCGGCGCGCGAGCUCAACUCGCGGCGGACGUCGAACAACGCCUCGGCCACGCCGUUCGGCGACGCGCCCACGGACUCGUCGACGGCGGACCUGCACGCGCAGGGCGGCAUGGAGCUCGAGGACACGCUUGGCAAGGCCAACCUGCAGUCGGUGACGCGUAUGGCGGUGCUCGCGUCGGACGGGCAGAUCGACGCCGUCAUCCCGGCCGGGUUCGGCCCCGAGGCCUUUGACGACGCCGAGAAGGAGAUCAAGUACCUGGUGCUCACCAACACGUGGCCCAAGUUCGUCCAUGCCGGCUUCGAGAGCGCCAGCCAGGCCGAGAAGAAGGACGAGAAGCACAUGCUGGACGGCGUGAGGCAGUACCUCUGUGGUAUCGAGAGGAUAGCCUGA
Messenger RNA from Neoarthrinium moseri, 1830 nucleotides. RefSeq lists its product as uncharacterized. Lineage: Eukaryota; Fungi; Ascomycota; Sordariomycetes; Amphisphaeriales; Apiosporaceae. Bases 1 to 1830 code for a protein of 609 amino acids. The transcript is spliced from 4 exons. The record is from RefSeq and is a predicted model, not a curated record.